This is a messenger RNA of Phaeoacremonium minimum UCRPA7, 1638 nucleotides long. RefSeq names its product putative myb dna-binding domain-containing protein. Bases 1 to 1638 code for a protein of 545 amino acids. NCBI's taxonomy places the organism in Eukaryota, Fungi, Ascomycota, Sordariomycetes, Togniniales, Togniniaceae. The transcript has a single exon. The record is from RefSeq and is a predicted model, not a curated record.
AUGGCUACCAUCGAGCCACGGCUAAUGCACUUGUUGAACGACCCCAAGGCCAACCAGUUCCCUCCUCCUGACCUACCCCCGAUCCAAGGCAUUCCCUUCUCCAAGUCUUCCGGCCGAUCUCUUCCGCCCCUCGAACCAGAUGCCGGCCUGGGAAGCGACAAGGCCAUUCCAAAGUCACAGCGACCCUCGCAGCAGCAGAUUCCCCCCAUAUACUCUCUAGCCGAUGAGGGCACCUCAAGACAGUAUCCUCGAAAUGAAGGCGACUAUCUCAAAGAGAGGCCUAGGCAGUCUUCUGGUCAUCCUCUGCGUAUGCUGCUAGAUGAUCCCGACGUUAACGAAUCGACCCAUUCUCUCCGCCUCAUACUAGACGACACUAGUGAGAUCACCGAGGAUUCGUCGAACAAAAAGAGACAUCGAGCCCUCACUGUCAAGGAAGACUUCGUCCAGUUGCCACAGCCUUUAAAAAAGCAAAAGUCGAGCCAGAACGUUGUCCCUCCCAUUAUCAAUGGCCUCCACGAUCCACCCGCCAAUGCAAAUGCAGCAGUCUUCCCUCCUAUCUCCUCGGGGUCUUUCGACGAUAACGAGAAAAUCAACCUCAACCCGCUGAAGGAUUUCAGCGUGGUGGAAGAUCGAGUUGCUUCCAACUCCAGCACACCUAUCGAAGCCGACAAGUCAGCUGCGGCGAAGAUUAAGAGACGGGCUGCAAAGCCCCGGCGGAAGUGGUCUGAGGAGGAGACGAAUCACCUACUUCUCGGUGUUAGUCGCCACGGCGUGGGAAAAUGGACAAAUAUCCUCGAAGAUCCUGACUUCAAGUUCAAUGAUCGUACUGCUGGCGACCUUAAAGAUCGCUUCCGAACCUGCUGUCCAGAUGAGUUCCGAGGCUCGUCCGGAAGCAAGAAUCCCAUCCAGACCAAGAUAGCAACCCAUGCCUCUGAGGCGAAAUCAAAACUAAAAGCAAAGACUGCCUUGCUAUUGGAGAAUAUCCUCGCUGAGCCAGAAGAGCCACCCGAGCGAGAAAAGACCCAAUCGUCUCAGCCAGACUCGGACUCCGCCCCAAAGCAAAGAAAGAGCAGAGCUCAUCGUAAAAAAAUUGAGGAUCUAGAGAACCUAGGAAUCCGUGGCCCUUUCAAGAAGUCUCAUCGUCGUGAGCGACGGCCUUUUACUGAGCAAGAUGAUAAAGAGAUCCUCGAAGGCCUCGAUCAAUACGGGCCGGCAUGGACCAAAAUUCAGAGAGAUCCCAGAUUUAAUCUCUCGACUCGUCAACCAACUGAUUUGAGAGAUCGGGUCCGCAACAAGUAUCCCGACAUCUACACUAGAAUCGAAAAAGGAAGCUUUCAGGUUAAGGAACCUGGUCGCGGCAGUAACCUUCUUGAGCCUUCUGUCAGUACGACGAUAGAGACCUCAUUCGGCCCAACCAAAUCCGGCCCGCUUGAGCCUCAGUUGAACCGCACAAGUUCCAAAGAGAGCAUGCCCAAAUGGCCACUGUCGUCAAACCUCCUAGAAUCUGCCGAAUCUUUGCCAGGAUCACAAGGAUUCAAUUUGAAUGAAAGUUCCAAUUCUGCCUUCAUCGGGAGCGUAGGCGAUAUGGACAUCUCUCGUCUGCUGCUCGAUGAUUCGCAGAUUUCCACUGAUAAUUAA